UGUACCAAUUGUCAUACAACUACUACUCCCAGCUGGCGACGCUGCUCACAAGGCCGAUUCUUAUUAUGCAACGCUUGCGGUUUAUUCCAAAAGUUACAUGGUAGAGCUCGGCCUUUCCAAAAGACUAAAGAUGGGCACAUCAAAAUUGUUCGCACUCCUGCAAGUCAUGCCCCCUGUGCUCACUGCGGGACAACUUCGUCUGCGAUCUGGAGGAAAGGUGCUAACAAGGAAGCGUUGUGUAAUGCGUGCAGUACAAUGGCCAAGCGACAU
Molecule: messenger RNA, 270 nt
Organism: Lobosporangium transversale
Lineage: Eukaryota; Fungi; Mortierellomycota; Mortierellomycetes; Mortierellales; Mortierellaceae
Exons: 1
Biological process (GO): positive regulation of transcription by RNA polymerase II; negative regulation of transcription by RNA polymerase II
Molecular function (GO): zinc ion binding; DNA-binding transcription factor activity, RNA polymerase II-specific; RNA polymerase II cis-regulatory region sequence-specific DNA binding
Source: RefSeq, a predicted model, not a curated record